This is a messenger RNA of Quercus robur (English oak), 1833 nucleotides long. RefSeq names its product probable polygalacturonase At1g80170. Gene Ontology annotation, molecular function: polygalacturonase activity. Gene Ontology annotation, biological process: carbohydrate metabolic process. The coding region runs from base 137 to 1528 and encodes 463 amino acids. Lineage: Eukaryota; Viridiplantae; Streptophyta; Magnoliopsida; Fagales; Fagaceae. The transcript is spliced from 9 exons. The record is from RefSeq and is a predicted model, not a curated record.
UUCAAGCCAAGCCAUAUAGCCCACAAAAUCCAUCAUUUUCUAAACUAAUCUGCACAUAUAUAAAUAAUAAGCCGAUGUAUUCAUUGAAAUUAUACAAAUCAAUCAAUCUUACAAAACAGCCAGAACAGGCAAAAACAUGGAUAAAUUAUUCUUGCUUUCUUUUCUUGGUUUGCUGUUAGUGGCUCAUGGAGUUGCAGGAAACAUGGUAUUUGACAACAUUGACAUGCUUGAAGAACUAGAAAACUUGGAUAUAGAGGAAGAAUAUGAGGCGGAAACUUCACCAAUCCCGUCUUGGACAAGUGAACGCGGUAGCAAGGUUCUUGUGAAUGUGGAUAGCUUCGGCGCAGUUGGAGAUGGAGUUUCUGAUGAUACCCAGGCUUUUGUAGAAGCAUGGGCCAUUGCCUGCAAAACACCACAAUCAGUUUUUUUGGUGCCUUUAGGAGGGCGUUAUCUAGUUAAUGCAACAAAAUUCAACGGGCCAUGCUCAGACAAAUUAGUUAUCCAGAUUGAGGGAACAAUAAUAGCACCAGAUGAACCGAAAAAUUGGGACCCAAAGUCCCCAAGAACAUGGCUUGAUUUUUCUAAAUUGAAUGGAGUCCUUUUCCAAGGGGGUGGAGUUAUUGAUGGCUCAGGUAGCAAAUGGUGGGCAGCAUCUUGUAAAAAGAACAAGUCAAACCCUUGCAAAGGGGCACCAACAGCACUGACUAUAGAUUCAAGCUCAGCUAUAAAGGUAAAAGGCCUCACUAUCCAGAAUGCCCAACAGAUGCAUUUCAUUAUUGCCCGGUCUGAUUCUGUGCGUGUUUCGGGAGUACAAGUCUCAGCUCCUGGAGACAGUCCUAACACUGAUGGAAUCCAUAUCACUGAAUCAACUAAUGUUGUUCUGGAAAACUGCAAAAUUGGAACAGGGGAUGAUUGCGUCUCAAUUGUCAAUGCUAGCUCUGCUAUCAAGAUGAAGACAAUCUAUUGUGGACCAGGACAUGGAAUCAGCAUUGGAAGCCUUGGGAAGGACAACUCCACCGGUAUAGUCACAAAGGUUGUCUUGGAUACAGCAUUCCUCAAGGAGACUACCAACGGCCUCAGGAUUAAGACUUGGCAGGGAGGUUCUGGUUAUGUUCGUGGUGUACGUUACCAAAAUGUGAGGAUGCAGGAUGUAGAAAACCCCAUCAUUAUUGAUCAGUUCUACUGUGAUUCUCCAAGUUCGUGUCAAAACCAGACAUCAGCUGUGAACAUAAGCCAGAUCUUUUACAAGAACGUUAGUGGAACUACAAGGAGCGCGAAGGCCAUGAAAUUUGCUUGCAGUGACACAGUUCCAUGUAGCAAAAUAGUCCUCAGCAAUGUGGACUUAGAGAUGAAGGAUGGUACAGUAGAAACCUACUGCAACUCUGCCACAGGCUUUGGCUAUGGAAUUGUGCAUCCUUCAGCUGAAUGCCUAUCUUCGGAUGACAAAGAAUAUAUCAUUAUCAAUAAGGAAGAAAAGGCUGAAGUUACAGAAACUAGCAGAGAGAAAAUUGUUCACACUGAACUCUAACUUGGCUCUCUCUAGAUAUUUAAGUAACAAUUAUAGUAUAUACUAAACUGGAUAAAUGGAUUUUAGAGUGCACCACUAUAGAUUUCUUGGAGGAAGUUUGAGGUGCCUAAGCAAAUUUUAAAUUAAUUUAAAAUUUUAUAUCAUAUAGUUAUAUACAAAUACUGGAGUAAAACUAAUUCAGAGAAAAUAGAAAGAGAUUGUAUAAUGCAGAUAAUACUGGAAAAAAAAAAUGUAUCAAUUUUAUGAAUAUUAAUUCAUAUAUGUGUGUGUUACAUUUUGGUGGUAAUACAUGGUAUUUUGUCGUU